AUGACGGCGGCGGCGCGGCCCAAGAUCGGCGACAGGGCGACGAGCGACGUGGUGGUGCGGCUGCGGACGCCGGACUCGGGCCGGGACGAGUGGCUCUACUGCCACUCCGGCGUGCUCGCCGCCGGGAGCGCCUACUUCGCCGACCGCCUCUCCGACGCCUGGCCGACGUGCCAGAUCCUCGACUCGCGCUACUGCGUCGAGGUCCACUGCCGCGACGCCGACCUCAGCUCCCACGUCACCGCGCUCCGCCUCCUCUACGCCGCCGACCCCGUCUCCCGCUUCGGCGUCCGCGGCGCGCUCGCCCUGCUCGACGCCGCCGCGCACCUCGCCUGCGCCCGCACCGCCGCCGCCUGCGCCGACUACCUCGAGUCCGCCCCCUGGGACGAGGCCGACGAGGAGGAGAUCCUCGCCGCCGCCCCGCGCCUCGGCGCCCACCGCGCCCGCGUCCUCGCGCGCCUCCGCCCCGCCGAUCCGGGCCCCGCCACCGCCAUCUUCCUCUCCGCGUUCCGCCACGCGACGGCCGCCUCGCGGGAGCUCAAGUCCGCCGCCCAGGAGCAGCUGGAGUACAUGCUCACCGAGGACGACGACGCGCCGCUGCUCACCUUCGGCGCCGGCAGCGACGCCGUCAAGUCUCAGGUGAAGGGAUGCGUCACGGGCCUACUGAACAGGUUCAGCGAUUUCACGGGCUCCGCACUGACGAAACAGACGGAGGCCCCUUGCUCCGGCGAGCUUCAGCAGGAUCUGCACUCCUUCGUCUCCGACAUCGCCUGGGUCUGCCAGGUCCUGGGCAAGCUGGAGAUGAUGAAAUUCCUCGCAGCCUACUGGGUGGAAGCGUCGUCCGCCGUCGUCGCAGCCGUGGAGGCGGCGGCGGCGGCGGAGUGCCACCCGGGGCCUGAAUGUCUGAAGACCAGGCUGAAGGUCGUGGAGAUAUCCGCAAAGGUGCUGGAGGCCGUCGCGUUCGGCAACGUCGUCCUCCCAGCGGAGAAGCGGCGCCACGCCGUGAGCGUCUGGAUCGGCUUCGCCGGGGCAACGAGGCAUCUGGUGGACGAAGCUGACCGCGGCAACGACGACGGUGACGGUAAUAACGGUGAUGGAGACACUGAAGCCGAAGCUGCAUCAGCAUCAGCAGCAGCAGCAGCAAAGGUCGGCCUGGACGGCGAGGUGUGGCAGGGGCUGGAGUCGGCGAUCACCUCGAUCGUGACGACGCUGCCGUCGAACGCCCAGGCCGAGGUGCUGUCGGAGUGGCUUCAGUCGAAGCACGCCGCGUUCCCGGACCUGUCGGAGGCGUUCGACGCCUGGUGCUACAGGUCCAAGGUCGCGCGGAGGAGGCUGUCUUUCCUGACCAGCGCCAAUCCGGCGUCCUGAUCCCCGGCCGGCCGGCCGGCAGGAGAGAUCCGUUGCUGUCGAGAGGAUGCAUACAUACUUGAUGAUGUCCAUCCCCAUGGUCUGGUCUGCAGCCGGCCUCUUCUGAUCAUCAUGGACAGCGCUGAGCAUCUGCCUUUCUUCACCAUCAAAACACCAAUGGACAUGGAAUUCCAUUGCCUUGCUAUAUGGUCAGAUACAUACUCACAUUGCCGGUCGUAGUGAUGGCAAUUGCCGCAAGAUCUCCUUAUGAACUUGCAGUAAGCUCCAUGUAACCGACGGCCUUGGCAUGUGGAAUUGGGGACGCUCAUGUGAUGGUCUGUACUCUGUAGCGCCAACAAGUUUGAUGAUAUUUGUUUGAUCUCCUUGUCAAACUACUGGUUGGUCAUGGCACGAAGAUGGAGCUGGCGCCGGAGCCACCGAAGAACACCGGCAAACACCUAACCUUUGAUGUUUACCGAUUUUUGGCAUUCCAUUCCAUGCUGUGAACUUGUGGGCUUAGCUUGAUUGUUGUCAAAAGGAAACAGCUCAAGGUGUAGAUGUUUUCUUGACCGGCAAUUGUGAACCUGUUGUACUGGUCGCUGUCCGAGUGUCUGAUUUUAACGUCGGUUUUAUUUACUGUGCACAGCAGCGCCCAUGGCCUAAUGGAUAAGGCGUCUGACUUCUAAUCAGGCGAUUGUGGGUUCGAGUCCCACUGGGCGUGCUCCUCUUUUUUUUAUUUUUUUUCGGAUUUGCUAUUUAACAGUCAAGUGUUUUUCAAUUCGUCAUCAUUCAAAUUUGCAUCCAUCCGUUCUCGCGCGGAGAUUCGCGCUGGUUUUCUUUUUUUCUUCGUGCUGGCGCCCUGUUUACUCUGGUUGGCCUUUUUUGCCGGGUUCAGUUUUUCUUUGUCUCAACCCGUAACCGCCCCCGACCCGGCACUGUUGGAUUUUGUCCUGUUCGAAUUUUGGAGCGGGUGUCGUUUCCCCUUUCAUUUGGGUCAUUCUGUUUGGAUAAGGCCGAGGGAGAGAGCUCGAGCGGCGGCGAAGAGGCGAUUCAUGGUGAUUCCGAGCUAUUCCACCGUUCGAUUUUGAUUUCUCCUCCCUUUUCUCUUCGUCCGCCGGCUGCCGAGGUUGGUUCCCCUUGUCUCUCGCGUCCCCCCGUGUAUUUUUGCUGGUGUUGUGGUCUUGUAGUUCCAGAUCUAGGUGAGUUUCGUCGUCGUGGAUUCGUGGAUCAUCUGUUUGUUGUCGUUCAUGGAUCCGUGGUAGGUGCUGCCGUGUUGUUCUAGUCCGCCCUUCGUAGUCUGCCCAAUUUCCCCUCUCCAUUCUGCUCGCCUGUGUUAUCUAGGAGCUUGUAGUUGCAGGUUCUAGGUCUGGUAGAUGGUGGAGGUAGGCGUACUGGUAGUUGCAGCGGUUGACUUCCCUGUCAAUUUUUCUGCUAGCCUGUGGUGUCUGUUCCCUUGCGUUAGAUGAUAGUUGUAGGUGGCUGGUCUGUUCCCUCCUUGUCUGAAUUUCAUGCUUCUACUAGAUCAUCGAUGGCGCGCGUUGCCGCACCCGUCCGUUAUGACGAUAGAAUUAUAGGAAUUUAAAUAUAUGAAGGGAAUAAAUAAAUAAAUGUUAGAAUCAAAUGUGAGCACAAAUCUAAAGCAGAAGGGUGUGCCAAAUAAUAUUUCAACUAAUCAUGCUAAGAUAAUAAUAAUGACAUAGCAUCCUAAUUGUUUACUAAAAUGUUGUUGCGGAUAAUGCUUUUCACAAAGAGAUCUGAACUGAUCUUUCUUUCAUAACCUCCAUACUUUGAUUCAAAUGUGUGUUUUGAACUUCAGGAUGAUUUUUCGAGGCAGAUAGAUUAACCAGACAGAGCAAAAGAACCAAACCAAGUAAAACUGAGAAGCCUUGUUGCCUGGGAAGAAGCUAAAUCUUGAGAUGAAAUUCAUCAGAAAGAACAAGUUGUAAUAGUGUACAAAAACCAAAAUAUCCUUCUUAGAUUACAGUACACCACUCUUGAUGCCAUCGUUCACUUAAGGAAUGCAGCUGUACAUACAUCCAGGCGUGCUGAAGGCAUGCAUAGAAGUAUUGCGUAUAAAAGGAUCUUCAUUUGGCACCACUAAAAAGGGAAAGAAAUCUCAUGGCACAACAUGAUUAAAUAAUCAAAUUUCCCCUUUUUUGCGAGCAAGGCAAUUAGAGAAAGCUUUCUGCACAACACAAGAAUGUAGGUGAUAAGUAGCAUGAUGUAAUAGUUCCUAUGCAUUACUGUAGCACAUUUUAGGAAAUAGAUAAUUUAUAUAGUUGAGCACACAAAAUGAAAAUAAACAAUGGAAAUGGACGAAAGAACAUUAUUUAAUCAGUGAUAUAUCUGGAUAGCAAUUACCAAUCUCAGCAUAUGCUUUAAUGAAGUCGCACUGACACUCGUAUGCUUAGUGCAUUUUUAAUGCAACCGGUGCAAUAUAUCCCUGACUAAUUGAUGAAAUAUUUAGUAAAUGUGAAAAAUCAUGUGGAUUGCUACAAUACAUUUGUGUUGUGAGCAUUCACCAUAUAUUUGAUCUAAGAAGAUACAAUGGCUUCUAUGCUUUCCUCAAAUUAUUGAAGUGACAUGAUAGUAGGCAUGCUCUAAACUUUGUGGAGUCCAAGAGAGAGAGUGAGAGAGAGAGGGAGGGAGAGAGAAUGUGUUUGUGUGUCUGCUUAGCAACGUAACAAUCUACACUAACAUAACCACAGAGGCUAAUGUGAUGACACUAUUUGUUCCAAUAAUAAAUCAUAGAAGUCUAGAGAAUUAAUUUAUAUUGUACUUCCUCAGAGACCAUAGUUAAAUGACAUGUUUCAUUUAGAAAGGGCCAAAGACAUCAUAAAAAUUCUAAUUUGUUGCCAGCCAAGGGUGGAAUGCAAUGAAACAAAAACUUGCCAUAUUCCUGUGGACAGGUAUUUACUAACCAAAGGGAAUGUUAUGAAACAAAGACCAAAGUGUGGCCCAUAUUCAUCCUCUUGUUCCACAGAAGUUAACAAUUUAUUAUGCGUACAAUGGAAAAUUACACACAUUCUAAAUUAGCAUUACUAUUUGGUCAAGAAUAUUGAACAUCAUUUCUAGAAAUUAUGCUUUACCUUUCCUAAAACCAAAGGGGCAACAUAUAAGUAAUCAAUGAUACCUUACUUGUGGACAAUAAAAAUCUGCAAUUGGAAGUUUGCAUUAAUUAUACAUGAAUAUAGUUGCAAUCCUCUCAUGCUGCUAUAUAGCUCCUUCACAAAAAACUGUUGAAACGUUUGGAAGUAAGAACAAAUUAAGAAAAAAAAAAGGUGAAAAAUGAAAGCUGAAGCAGUAAGUAUUCAUUGAAAAUACAAAUUGCAAGGCGGUGGAGUUAUUUAGCCCUAGCCCUAAAGAAAAACAGGUGAAUUAAUUAGCAUAUACUCAUACUGCCCUGAAAGUACAUAUAUAAGAUGAAAAAGGUUAAAUCUCAUCAGCCUACAAUAGUUGCAAACUCAAAGUUGGGUGUACUAUCAAGUAAUCCAAAGGACACAGUAGAAGGCACUCACUUGGCUCCUUAUAUCCUCAGCAAUAAAGAUCAAAUGUUGCAAACUUCAGUAACCAUUCCAUCUGAUCGGUUAUUGCAAGCAUAAUUUCUUAUCACAAAGAGCCGAUAUGCAACGAAGGAAGGUUUUCAAUAAACUAUACAUCAGUUCGGUCAUAACCAGUGGCAGCAAGCACACCUGCAAUGAGCAGCAAGCUAAGAAAUGCUGACAAGAUAAUCGAUUUACAAACUAUAUAGUCAUGAGAUGCAAAUCCUGUAUUAACCUUGUGAAGAAACACUGACUACAUAACCGAUUUGUCAUAGAACAAUGAGGCAGGCCCGCAGGAUGUAUUCUUUGGAUGUACGAUCUAAAAUUUUGCAAGGCAACUCCAAAACAGAUGACACAGUGAAAUACAUCUACUAAUCAAAACUACCAAUUACCAGAUGGUGACCUGGACGUCAGGGUCGGAACCAGCGCCCUUCUUGAUCUCUCUGCAAGCAUCACAACAUGUUCCCAAGGUCGAGUAGUACCUGCAAAUAAACAGAAAAUGGAGCAAUCAGAUCAAUGAGCUAAGCUAGGCAAAAGAAGAGAAUCCUGACUCCGAGCUGGGGCUAGUGUGGCGGCACCGAAACAAAGCAUAAAGCUCUAAUUUAAAAGGAGCCUGAGAAUAUUGACCACGGAAUAAAUUGAAACAGAGAUUAGGGAUCAACCUAACCUACUCAAAAGUGACGUUGAGGUGCAAGUACUGAACAUGUGGAACGGGAGGCUUCAGUACAUCACUCCGAUCUCCACACCGGUUGCUGCAUCCAUUUUGUCUCCUCAAGAGCAGAAGUUCAACAAUUUUUGGGACAAGCCAGAUGAUGUGGCGGACAGCAACACCCCUCCUCCUCUACAUUGCUGGAGGUGGCAACCUCCCAGGCACCCCUUCUUCCAGUAACCUCGUUUGUCCACCAACGCAGCAAAUUAAAUGGUACAGAAAAGCACCAGAAAAGACGAAUAACACGUCCAGUGCACAAGCACAACACAUAGAUCAAAGAUGAAUACUGAAAUCGUUCACGGCUGAAAUACAUAUUCAGAAACUUAGCCAUGAAAGAUUUAAAAGUACAGCAUACCCGCAGAGAUCGAAUCCAGUGCGGAAAGAUAUGAGCUGCAGAAGAGUAAUCACGAGACGGCGGCCGCAUGGGAGUGGAGGCGCCCGCCUUAUCGCGUGAAUCCAACACGCUGAGCGGCCGAGGUGUUCAUGCUGGCCGGUGAACCUUUCGCGACUCCGAGCUGGGGCUCGGGCGGCAGCGCCGCCGGUCGCGGUUGCGCUUGUCGCGACGGUCAUCCCUCCCAUCGUCAGAUGCCUUAGGACACUUCCGCCGGCGGUCGUCCUCCUUCUCGUCGUCAGAAGCCCUAGAUCGCCUCGUCCGGCGGCCGUCCUCCUCCUCCCCGUCGGAACCAUAGCGUGCGAGCGCGGGGGGUCGUCGACCUUACUGGGCUUGGGGACCCCGUUGUCUUCCGAGGGCUUGGGGUCGUGGCGGGGCCGUCGGUCCGGGUCGGGCGGGGAAGGAGGUGGUGGCGAUCCGGCGCUCCACUGGAGGGCAGCGGCAUGCCCAAUGGCGUCCCAGGGCCGGAAGGCUGCGGCGAGCCUAGGAAGCUGACGCGCCACCGUGUCCCAUCCGGCCAUCCCCAUUGUCGUCUGCAAGGAAGGCGGAGAGGCUCAAGAGGAGGCAGGGUCGGGAGGGGUGGGGUGGGGUCAGAUUAUCCAGCGACACACAUCGGACCAAAUGGGCUGUCCUCGCUUGCUUAGAUGGGCUGGCAGCCCAGUUUACCACAGUGCGCCGUUUCAGCCUGUGGAGCAGCUGCCCACAGGACAGUAGGCCCAGUAUCGCAUUAGACAGAGAUCCAACGACCAGAACACUCAGAUCGCCAAAUCAGACGAACGAAAAUGCAAACCGCUGUGAGGGCAGGGAUUAAGUGCGGUUAUACUGUCCUUAAUUACUGUGUGUUUUUACCCCCAGACUUGUAGUGUAUCUCAGAAUUUCAGUGUAUGUUGCAGAACCGAACUGUAGUUUCCCCUACAUUUACAGUGUAAUACUCCCAAUAUUACAGUGUCAUGCUUUUCUAUUUGUACUGGCUGGAGGUAAGCGUACUGGUUGUUGCAGCGGUCGAUUUUCCCGUAUUUUUCUGCCAGUUCCUUUUCCGUUAGAUGAUAGUUGGAGGUGAUCUGGCUUUUUUUUGCGUGAUUAUGCGAUGUAGUUUUUGUAGUUGUAGGUGGCUGCUCAUGAUUUUCCCCUGGUAGCUCAGGUGUGCGUGGUUUCCACUGAAAUUUCCAGUCGAAUUUUAGUUUCCUUUCACUGUAUUAUAAGUGUAUUUUAUAGUCUAAUAUCAGUGUACUUACCUUGUAACUUGCACUGUUAUAUCAGUGUACUAACUUUUGUAACUACACUGUAAUAUCAGUGUAUUUACAGUCUAAUAUCAGUGUACUUACUUUGUUA
Messenger RNA from Aegilops tauschii subsp. strangulata, 7318 nucleotides. NCBI's taxonomy places the organism in Eukaryota, Viridiplantae, Streptophyta, Magnoliopsida, Poales, Poaceae. The record is from RefSeq and is a predicted model, not a curated record.